AUGGACAGUGCUUUCAAAGGCCGCCUUCGUUUCAAGGUGUACAACCCCAAAAAACCAGCCAAGUUCGGAAUAAAAAUUUAUGAAGUCUGCGAGUCUGAGUCUUGGUAUUUGUUGGGUAUGAAUGUUUACACUGGGGGAGAAGCACAGGAAACUUUUUCUUCUUUGGCUGGUUGGUCAGAGGAGUGUUGUACCACAACAAAGCUUGUGGUAGGAUUGCUCGCAUACUGUGGGCUGCUAGACAAAGGGCACCAUGUCUACCUAGACAAUUAUUACGUCUCACCGGAACUCUUCGAUGAGCUGCAUUUACUUGGGACUGGUGCAUGCGGUACAGUGAGAACCAACAGGAAAGAAAUGCCUGAUGCCAUAAAGAAAAAAGCUGGUAUCAAGCUCUCACAAGGAGAAACAAUUUUUAGGCAGAGAGACAACUUAUUUGCCCUCCGACAUACGGACAAGCGUGACGUUCAUACGCUGUCCACCAUCCACGACGAAAACCUCGUCACUCUCACCAAAAAGGACCAUGAAGGCAACCCGAUCGUUAAACCUGAAGUGAUGGUUCAGAAUGUAAAGAACAUGGGAGGGGUGGAUCUCAGUGACCAACUUAUGAAGAACUAUGCGUGCAUUCGGAGGAUGGCCAGCUCCGUGUUUAGCACCGCACUUCAUGCAGUCGAUGAGCGUUCAGGAUGGCGAGCUCUGAGUUUAGCACCGCACUUCAUGCAGUCGAUGAGCGUUCAGGAUGGCCAGCUCCGUGUUUAG
This is a messenger RNA of Aplysia californica (California sea hare), 753 nucleotides long. Its product is annotated as piggyBac transposable element-derived protein 4. The record is from RefSeq and is a predicted model, not a curated record. Lineage: Eukaryota; Metazoa; Mollusca; Gastropoda; Aplysiida; Aplysiidae. The transcript has 2 exons. The coding region runs from base 1 to 753 and encodes 250 amino acids.